Molecule: messenger RNA, 3137 nt
Organism: Amphibalanus amphitrite
Lineage: Eukaryota; Metazoa; Arthropoda; Thecostraca; Balanomorpha; Balanidae
Product: UPF0692 protein C19orf54 homolog
Exons: 3
Coding region: 1459-2436 (325 amino acids)
Source: RefSeq, a predicted model, not a curated record
GUGAAAGGUGAAUACAUAUAUGACGCGCUUGUUUCUAUUGUAGUUUUUUAGAAAACCUGAGAAAUUUGGGGCUUUUGGCUUUGGUUUUGAGUAAAUCAAAUUAAUAUAUUUUAAUGAUACCUAUGGAUUGCUGACGAUUGAUAAAUAGAAUAUGCGAAUUGCUGAAAUGUGUCUCAAGCUGGUAGCAAUUUCUCUCGAGUAAUAUAAUGUUGUAGUAAGUCUUGCACUCAGCAGUGCAAUAAUGAAUAGCCAAAUCUGAGCCAAAUGACUUGUGCACUGUUUUAAUGAUUGGCUCAGAUCAUGACAGGAGUCCUUGUGUCCAACUGAGUCAGGAAAUGACGGACACUGUAAACUUGUGACUUGGUGGAGGCAUUAAAUGCCCUACUUUUUGCCGCGCCAUAGUUAAGAAACGGUGCGCUGCAGGCGCGCCAAAUUUUGGGUACCUGGCUAUAGGGAAUCAAUUGAAGGUUAUCAUGGCAAAAUGUCAAAAAAAUUACUUAAAAUUUUUAGGCAUUAAGUUUUUAGUGAGGUCAUUAUUUCUUAGUUUUGGGGCAAAAACAGCAGCUGCAGCCUUCAUGUUGAUAUGUUCAAAAAGCCACAAAUUCACAGAAUGGACGUAUAGGCAUGCCGUAAAUGCCAUUAGACUGUGAAUACAUUAACAGUCAAAGUAGUAUCUUAUAUUUUUAAUAAAAUAACCAUGCUACAUUUUCCAUAAUCUUGAACUGAAUCUGGGCGAUUUCUCCUAGCCACUUCAUGACCGUGAUGCACAUUUCUGACAUUUCUUUACUUGAUCAUUUUCGACUAAGCACAAUUAUGUGCUUACUCAUAUGAUAAAAUGAAUGUCACCAUCAUGUUCUAUGCCCAAAAGUACCCAUAAAACAUGUGUCAUAGUCUGUGAAUGCCAGUUUUGAUUUUCAGGUAUGCCUGUAUAUGUGCUUAACUGAUUGACCUGACCUUGGCCCUGACCUAUGCCUGACUGACACCUACUUACAUGGAUCUGACACUGGUGUCGCACUUAUAUGAAGGAUUGGGCACAGUUUGGUCAGAAUUUAUGACAAGAGAUGCCCAGUUCAAGGUUCUGAAUUUUAUGUGUUUGACCUGACCUUGACCCGACUUGUGACCUUGAAAUUCAACUUUCAAGUACUCAUCUGAAGCGUCUUGUCGCAUUCUUUCGUUUGCUGCCUCGUGAGUUUUGCUGUGCCUAUUAGUUAUCGAGUUAUCAGUUGGGGGGCGUUUAAUGAUUCCCCCUUCUCAAUCAAAGGGUGGAUGGCGAAAUACCCCAGCAACUGGCUGGUUAACAUCACAUAGGGCUGGUCAUUCAUAACCAGUGGGCUGUGCCAUUAUCUCUGUGGCUGUGUACCAUUUCAGAUCAUUUCAGAUCAUCGCUGGAAGGAGAAACAUCAACAGAAAAAUGAGCUUGGUGGUCUGAGCUCCUUGAAGCUUCCAUAAACAAGCAAGAUGAAGGGAGAGUCAGGACCCCCACCUCCCCCACCCCCACCACCUGUUUCCCUGUCGAGGCCGCUCAAGCUGCCGGCCUCCGCCACGGAUGAGGACGAGGACGUUCUGGGAGCAGUGGCUUUUCGCGCCGCCCGCGCGUCCCUGUACCACCGGCUUAUCAUCCACCUCAACGAGACACAGCCCAUCAUCCAGGAGGGACCCACGUGCGGCCUGGCCGCCGCCUCCAUGGCUCUCGCCCAGCUGGGCCGGCGCGGUGAUGACGUCACAGUGACGUCACUGCUGCAGGAGGCGCGCUGCGGCGCGAUGACGGCCCAGGGCGAGAUGUUCUCGGCAGCCGACCUGGCGCGUCUGGUCGCCGGCCGACUGGCCCCGGACGGCGACCCCGCCACGGCCGGCCGCGUCAGGAGCGACCUCGACCGGCCCGAGGCCGUGCUGCGGGCCGUGCUGCGCGGCGACGCCGUGCUUGUGCCUUACGACGCCGACCGGAACCACGCGCCGUGCGCGCGCGGCGGAGCGGCCGCGCACUGGGCGCUCGUCUGCGGCGUGCUCGUCGGCACCGCCGCCGACGCCGACGACCCCCGCGAGACGGACACUCGCCCGCCCACCGUCGACGAGACGGUGUACCCCGCGCCGCCGCAGCUGGUGUCUGCGGCGGCGGCGCGCGCGGACGGUCUGCGCCCCGACCGGCGCGAGCUACUGCUGCUCUGUCGGCAGAGCAAGAGCCGCCGGCUGGCCGUGUGGCGCUACGGGGACCUGGUGGUGAGUAACGCCCAGCUGCGAGCGGCGCGGCCCCACCGGGACGGUGAGCAGCCGUACGUGCUCAGCCAGGGCUCGGUGGAGGCUGGUUUGUGCGGACAGUGGGUCCACCUGUGGCGGCCGGACCGGGGGGAGGGGAGGGAAGCACUGGUCGAGGCGGACUCACUGGCGGACUGGCUCCUGGGGCAGGAGGCCUCGGAUGGCGGAGAGGCGGCGGUGUAACGCUUGAGGUCGGGGAGUCAGAUGUGCCUCUGACCCGCACGGGAACUAGUCAUUGUCUGCUGCUUGACUUCGCUGCUGCCUUACCCUUUUACCGAUAGAUUUGGAUUGCACCGUUCAUAUAACGGAUCGUUUGUCGUAUUAUGACGUGUAGUUAUUUCAGUGCAUUAAUUAUUAACAUUUGUGCGAUAUUGAUUGAUUUCCCCUCCGUCACCAUGAACAGUAAGCUCGGUAAUGUUUUUGUUUUGCCCGAUCUGGUUGAUAUGGGAUGAAGCUGGCUUUCAUCUUAUUGCUUUUUCUAUGUACCUUUGUUUAGGUAAGAUAUCAAGAAAAGUCAUGUAGUUUCUAGAGCAACAUGAUUCUCAGUCGUUCUUUGAUUGCCCUAUGCCAUUUUCCCAUCAAUGUGGAAUUGGUUAGCGGCUAGCGCUAAGUGCUUGAAGAAAGAUGCCAGGUGUGCCUUGGGUUUCCGAUUCAGGGCUGCUCUUUUACAAGUGAUCACAUUUGGAAACCUGUGAAUAAGUCGUGAAGCAUGAAGCUGGCGCAAAUAUUUAUGCUUGUAUAGGCUGUUGCAUUCAAUAACAGUGCGCCCUUUUUGCCCGUGGAAUGCUAUGGUGUGUUGUGAAUGCCUACAAGUUGUAGGUACAAUAUAAACCAGCCGGUUUAUAUUUAUAUAUAUAAUAUAGUUGUGCAGCAUUUUUAAAAGA